Messenger RNA from Durotheca rogersii, 3375 nucleotides. RefSeq names its product EF-hand. The record is from RefSeq and is a predicted model, not a curated record. Gene Ontology annotation, molecular function: zinc ion binding; calcium ion binding. Lineage: Eukaryota; Fungi; Ascomycota; Sordariomycetes; Xylariales; Xylariaceae. The transcript has a single exon. The coding region runs from base 181 to 3003 and encodes 940 amino acids. Gene Ontology annotation, cellular component: membrane; intracellular membrane-bounded organelle; cytosol.
AUUACCGUCGACAACACACAAUCCUGCCAAAGCUGAUUAUUUCCCGUCCAUUUCUCUCUCCUCCCUUCCCUUUAAUCCUGACGCAUUCAGAUGAGACCUCGGUCGUGAACCUGGGUUUGUACCCCAUAGGGCAACAUCCAGUUCGACCUUAGUCCUAAGCCAUGAUCUCAUUUUUUUAUCAUGGCACAUCUCUCUUCCGCAGCAGCUUCAAGCCUUGUCCGGCCGCGGAUAGCCAUCGCCCUUGUGUCUGUCAUUACCGCUGUCUCCUUAGGCUACUACUAUUAUCACCACAUCCAUAAUCUCUCUUCAGACCGUGACUCCCCCGAGACUACACCCGACCUCCGCCGGCGGAAUGCUGUGCGACGCCCUCAUGGUCCAUCGCAACGUCCUGACUCCUCCUCGGAAUCCGAGUCGCACGGCGAUGAGAAUGCGGAUGUGGGUGCGUCGACUCCCCCCCCCAAUCCUCCGGCGCAUACCGACGACCAGGGCCCUGAGGAAUGGUACAACGAUAACAGCCAGGCCCCACGGCAGCGCACCGGCGAGAACAUAGUAACCCUGUUAUUCCGAGUGUCUGAGGACAAUGCUAGGCGUAACGCCUAUGUUCAUCGUGGCUGUCAGUGUAACGGAUGUGGGAUGGUUCCUAUUCGAGGAAUCCGCUAUCGUUGCGCUAACUGUGCCGACUUCGAUCUGUGUGAGGUGUGCGAAUCCCAAGGCCUUCACAACAAGACACACGUCUUUUACAAGGUGAAGGUGCCAGCCCCGCCCUUUGGGACUCGCCACGUGCAGCCAGCCUGGUACCCAGGCGAUCCCGAUAACUCCAUACGUAACCUGCCCCGCUAUCUCCUCUCAAAGUGGUCCCAUGAGACGGGGUUUGAGCGCGUUGAGCUCGAUGCCUUCUGGGAACAGUGGACCUUCAUGGCCAACACGGAGUGGAGAGAUGACCCAGACGGUCUCGGCUUAGCGAUGGACCGGAAGACUUUCGAGCGUUGUCUCGUCCCGUCCGGCGGUUACAGGCACGCAGCGCCUAACCUCAUCCACGACCGCAUGUUUGCAUUCUACGACACCAACCACGACGAUCUUAUCGGUUUCGAAGAGUUUCUACACGGUGUGUCUUACAGGAAGAGAAAGGACAAGCUCAGGCGGACAUUUGAUGGCUACGAUAUCGACGGCGACGGUUACGUGAGUCGACGGGAUUUCCUACGCAUGUUUCGGGCGUAUUAUGUGCUUUACAAACAGAUGCACAAAGAUAUCCUCGAAGGCCUCGACGAUCAUAUGAUGACUACUACAGAAGCUCAGCAGCUCAUCAAUGGUAGGCAACCGCUAAGCGGUCUCUUCGGUAGAGAGGGCAGGGUCCCCCCAGCGGACCACUCGAGACCGAUGGAGGGCAAAAUCUUUCGGUCCAAUGGAGGCGUCGAGGUAAACGAUGGCAGAGGUGUCGUUAAUGAGGACAAACCGGACACAUCUAGCCGUGAGGAGAUACUAAGUAGCUUGUUUACUCGGAAUGGCAACCGAAGCCUGUUCACUGAGUCGUUCGGCCCUGCCUCCAGGAGACCCCAAUCACCACACGGUGAUGCCCGCUACUGGUCCGGAAUCGUCAAUCCUCCUCAGACCGUGGUUGACCUGGAAUCAUUGUUCUCAGGAAACUACACCCAACUUCAUGACAUUCUCGAGUCGAUCCGCCAUGAGGAGCAACGUACGUUGAGCGACGAUGCGGGGAGCAUUUCGUCUGGGGAGGAUGGCCAGAGCCAAUGCGAGGGCCAAGACGCAGAUGAUGCCGACGAGGAGCACCCCGAACCCACGGGCACGCCUGAGUUUACACGAUCUGCCGCCGCCCGAGCUAUCCCAGAUGCCAGCAGAUUCACCAACACAUUGCCAACAGAGAGCCAACUUCGAGUGCAGCAUCAAGCUAUCCUGGCUAACGGCCGUCGACUAGACAUUGACAAACGGAAAAGAGUGGUGGCUAGAAGGCAGCUCUAUGAGAGGUGGAAGCGGCGUCAAUUUUAUCUCGACGAAGAAGAAGGUGCCUUACCUCCGCAGGGCUGGGACGAGAACCAAGAUGUCUUACUGAAUAUGAACGCCGUCGCCGAAUCGUCCAAAUCCGCGCCUCAUUUCUUGUCUCCGCGGUCAAGGUCGUCCUCCAAGGUGCGCUUUGCCGAAGAUGCGGACGACUUCGAGACUAGAUCUAACAUAUCCACCUCUUCACGGAGUGUGCCUGAGAGGUGGGGGGGGAUGGAAAUACCGGAUUCCGAGCGAGAUGCGGGCAAGGAAAUCCUCUAUCAAGUUACUCAGCAGGCUUUCAAUGAGCUGCUAGACGAGAUUUUCAAGAAAAAGGAAGAUCUGGCUGUCCAAGCUGCCGAGACUAGGGAACAACGUGAGAAACACAGGGACCUUUUUGACGCGAUUAUCCUGGAUGACGAAGACGACGAAUCAGCCAGCCAGCAGUCGGAGGAGCGACCCAUGCAUGACUCAGAUGCUAGCCGCCCAACACGACAGCAAAAUCAGCACGAAUCGUCGGCUAGCCGCUACCAAACUAAUCAACCCGACUCAGAACUGCCCCCAACGACUUCGGCCAGGGAUGUACAGAACACAGAGGAUCGGACAAGGGCGAUUGGGCAAGCCGAUGUCCUGCAGAUUAGCCCGGGACCCUCCGAGUCUCUGGAAUAUAGAGAUCCUACUCUUCCUCAGAACCGUCCAAACCAUCCUACGCCGAUGCCGGGUGAACCGGGAGACCAGACAAUCGCCAGCUGUCGUGAUGCCCCUGGACACACUCGGACGGUGGGAGUGAAGGCUUCUAAACCUAAGUCACCGGAGCAAAUACCACAUUCUACGCUUGUGUCGUGGAAGCGACUCGACGUCGCUGAACAGGAAGCCAGGGACCGGGGUGGAUGGGGUCGGCUAAAUUAUAAAGAAUUUGAGGAGAUAUACCGCGAACACGAAUUCAAUGAUAAUGGCCGUAAUCGGCUCGAUUAUUUGGGUAGCUGGAUCGAUUUCUGUAUUCCAUAGGACGUCAUGCUGUGACGAUGCCCCCUCAAUACUCUCCAGGUCUGGGGUGAAUGGCAAGGUUCUAUGAUCCCUGCCAGCUCAGCCUAUAUGCUCAUCGUCUCUCGCGGGCAAACUAAGACGCGUACGACGCUCUUGAAGCCGAGAGAUUUAAUUGGGAAUACUGUCCUCGGUGGUAAGCCUGCCUCGUUUACACCUGACUUGCUCUAUCUAGCAGCCUAGUAACACGAUGUGAGCUAACAAUCGGGUCUUAGUGAGAAAUACAAAUUGAAAGGGCGAUAUUGUCUUCGGGCGGUGUUUACUCACAUUCAUCUCAGACUUAGCACCCGUUUCCCGUCCCCCCUUCAUCUUUUCAAACUGUCUGCUGUGCCAUAC